AUUUCCAUUCUUCUAAUUGAUCUCGGAAAAUUAAGUUCCGUCGGUCGAUUGAUUAGUUCACCUCAACAAUUCCAGGUAUCCGAAGCUGGAAAAUUUAGGUUCACGUACGGUUGGCUGAUGAUUCAUAACAUUUCCAUCAGAGAAGAUGACAUCAAAACUCUUUUCACUGGAUUGAAAUUGAGGGCGGAUAUGAAUGUAAAGUUUGCUGUACCUACACUCCAAGAAGAUGAAUAUGAAGUUUUUGAAGUAUACAAACUUGGUAUUGGCAUUAAUGUCACUGUAAGAAAAGUUUGUAUAUUCAGGAAUGGAACGUUUGAGCAUAUCGGUAAGAAGUUGUCAUUAUAUGAAUCCAGGAAGGACAUGUCAGGGGUGCUGUUAAGAAAUGGUAAUAAGGUAAACUAUUCUUUCGAAACUGAAGAGGACUAUGAACAAGCAAGGCGUUAUAGAGAAAUUCAAACGUUCGGAAAAUUUCAUUUUCAAUUGUUCCUGUUCCUGAAACAGAUUCAUAAUUUUCAUUAUAACACUACCCUACGGGAUGCAUGGUUCGGAAAUAGUUCUAGUGGAAUUGAUAGUGGAUUGGCGAGUCUAAUAAAUCGAAAGGAAUUAGAUUUUAUGAGUUCUGGAGGGCUACUUCGAUGUGAGAGAAUCGAUUAUUACGAUUUCUUAGUACCUUAUUAUGAAUUCAGGACUUCUUUCUUCUUCAGGAACCCAGGAACUGUAAAACCUGGUGUAGAGGUUUUGAAACCGUUUUCUAUUAAAACUUGGUAUGCAACAAUAGGAGCUGGACUCUUGAUGGGUAUAGCUAUAAAAUUAUCUUACUGGGUUGAAUAUGAGUACCUUCAGACCAAUACAAGAUAUAGUCUCUUCACUUCAUUUGUUAUAACCAUAUCCAUAUUGGCACAGCAAGGAUCGGCCAUACUACCAAGUCAUUUAGGAGGCAGAAUAAUUUUUCUGAAUAUUCUCAUAAUAUCCAUGAUGCUCUACAAUUAUUACACCUCAAGUUUGGUCUCUUCUCUUUUGAGCUCAAAGCCAACAAUGCUAACAUCAAUCAAAGAACUGUACGAGAGUAAUCUGAGAGUUGCAAUAGAAAAUCAGCCUUAUACCAUAACAUACAUUAUUCAACAUAUCGACAACAUAUAUAUUGAAAAAUUGAACGAAACGAAAAUAUAUGAUUCUGGAAAACCGAAUCUUUUACCACCUGAGGAUGGUAUAGCCCUGGUUAAGGAAGGAAAAUUUGCGUACCACACGGAGGCUGCAACUGCAUAUCCCUUGAUAGCGAGAAGUUUUGACCAAAAUCAGAUAUGUGAUUUGACAGAAAUUAACUUCAUCACACCUGGUGUUAUUGGUCUCCUGGUGCAGAAACGAUCUGAGUAUUCAGAAAUCUUCAAGAUAAGGUAA
This is a messenger RNA of Leptinotarsa decemlineata (Colorado potato beetle), 1398 nucleotides long. Its product is annotated as ionotropic receptor 75a. Gene Ontology annotation, molecular function: ligand-gated monoatomic ion channel activity. NCBI's taxonomy places the organism in Eukaryota, Metazoa, Arthropoda, Insecta, Coleoptera, Chrysomelidae. Gene Ontology annotation, cellular component: membrane. The record is from RefSeq and is a predicted model, not a curated record.